AUGGCUUCGUACGCGCAGGACGGACUGUGGUCGUGGCUGGUUUGCGCUUCUGCAACUCUCUCAUGGCUGGCCGCCUUAGGCUUUGUGUUCAGUUUUGGAAUUUUCUUUCCUGUCUUUAUGGAUUAUUUUCAAGAGAGCAGAGAAAAAACGGCUUGGGUAGGUUCGCUGGCCAUCGCGAUAAUCUUUUUCAGUGGGCAUGCGUCGGGAGCUCUCAUCAGUAAAUUUGGCUGCCGUGUCACUGCUCUACUCGGGGCAUUUUUGUGCGCCCUAAGUCUCGGUGUCUCCUCCCUGGCGAAAAACAUUCUCGUUUUGUAUUUCACUUAUAGUGUGCUGUAUGGCCUGGGUACUAGCUUUGUGUUCUCAUCGGGCAUCAACAUCAUUAGCAAGUACUUCAAAAAGAGGCGCUCAUUGGCAAUGGGGAUUUUGACGUGUGGACAAGGGGCAGGAGUUUUGAUCAUGGCACCCGUUUUACAGAUGAUGAUUGACGCAUAUGAUUGGAAGACAACCUACCGAAUAAUGGCAGGCGUGAUUUUCUUGAUGUGUCUAACAGCACUUACCUACAGUCCUAACGUAGAAGGUGAAGAUACUGAAGGAACACCGGCGGAGGAAGAAGACAAGGAAAAAGGAUGUUACAUUGAUGUAUCAGUGUGGAAAGAGCCCAAAGUUUUGGUCCUUAUUUUGUCUUCAACUAUAAUUAUGUUUGGACACUAUACACCGCAGAUUCACCUGGUGCGAUAUUGUGAAGAUAUUGGAAUCACUGCUGACGCGGCCUCUCGACUAUUUGUUUAUUAUGGGCUGUCAUCGUGCGCAGGGAGACUGGUAUCUGGUCGUCUUUGUGACUUCAAAAUGAUCAACACAUUCUUUGUGUAUCAGAUUGCCGAGAUGGUCGCUGGAAUGUCGAUUCUAUUUGUAACAAUGGCAACGUCAUAUGUUCACAUGAUAGUGUUCAUUGUAAUUUUUGGAUUCUGCGACGGAGCUUAUAUUACAACACUUAAUCUCAUCGCCAUUACAUGCACUAGCCCCGAUAAAAUAGCCCUUGCGCUUGCAUGGCAAAUGCAAAUGAGUUCGUUUACUACGGCCAGCGGUCCUCCCAUAGUGGGUCUGGUGGCAGACACAAUGGGCUCAUAUACGCCAGCGUUUUAUAUGGCUGGUGGAGCAGUGCUCGCGGGCGCUUGCAUUCCUUUUUUCCUUCUCUGUAGGAAAGAGAGAAGCGCGUCACGUGAUCUUUGGACCACGUUGGGCCCAACUGCAGAAUCGACAGAUGUACCUGAUUGGAGGAAAUCUGUUGUCUACACGGUUGACAAAAAAGCAUCGAUUCGUGAUCCUAACUAAAGACCGAA
This is a messenger RNA of Pocillopora verrucosa, 1340 nucleotides long. RefSeq names its product monocarboxylate transporter 12. Gene Ontology annotation, biological process: transmembrane transport. Lineage: Eukaryota; Metazoa; Cnidaria; Anthozoa; Scleractinia; Pocilloporidae. Gene Ontology annotation, cellular component: membrane. The record is from RefSeq and is a predicted model, not a curated record. Gene Ontology annotation, molecular function: monocarboxylic acid transmembrane transporter activity.